This is a messenger RNA of Alligator mississippiensis (American alligator), 4182 nucleotides long. It is a transcript of the gene STX3, whose product is annotated as syntaxin 3. The record is from RefSeq and is a predicted model, not a curated record. Gene Ontology annotation, biological process: synaptic vesicle fusion to presynaptic active zone membrane; intracellular protein transport; exocytic insertion of neurotransmitter receptor to postsynaptic membrane. The transcript is spliced from 10 exons. Gene Ontology annotation, molecular function: SNARE binding; SNAP receptor activity. Lineage: Eukaryota; Metazoa; Chordata; Crocodylia; Alligatoridae. Bases 354 to 1214 code for a protein of 286 amino acids. Gene Ontology annotation, cellular component: endomembrane system; presynaptic active zone membrane; synaptic vesicle.
CCCCUCCUCCUUUCUCUCCCUGUGUAUGUCAUUGUGGAUUAGCAGCUGGGGCUAGCUCAGAGCAGGAGGAUCAGGCACACACACAGACUUAGAUUGAGAGUGUUGGGGGGCAAAAAUAACAGCAGCACAUGUGUGUUGGUGGGGGUGGGAUUUUUUUUUUAAAUGUAGUCUAACAAGACUCAAACGCUCCUCCUAGUGAGGGAAGAAAGGAAGAGAAAAAAAGAAAGCUCAUCUACCUUUGACAUCUGCAGGGACGGGGCCUGGGCUGAGACUUCCUGGAAAAAGCUUCCCUCUGGGGAGCUCACCUGUGAGCCCUUUGCUUACUGGGAGAAGCGGCUGCUCACCUGGGCAGCAUGAAGGACCGGCUGGAGCAGCUGAAAGCUAAGCAGGAUACAGACGAUGACACCGAUGAUUUGGAAAUUGCCAUCGACAACACAGCAUUCAUGGAUGAGUUCUUCUCAGAGAUUGAAGAAACCCGACAAAACAUCGACAAAAUCGCAGAGAAUGUGGAGGAGGCAAAAAAGCUCUACAGCAUCAUCCUGUCGGCCCCCAUCCCUGAACAAAAGACAAAAGAUGACCUGGAGCAGCUCACGACAGAGAUCAAGAAAAGGGCCAACAGUGUCCGAAACAAGCUUAAAAGUAUGGAGCGGAACAUCGAGCAGGAUGAAGCCCGGUCAUCAGCAGACCUGAGGAUACGGAAGUCUCAGCAUUCUGUCCUCUCCCGGAAGUUCGUGGAUGUGAUGACCAAGUAUAAUGAGGCACAGGUCGACUUCCGGGAGCGCAGCAAAGGGCGGAUCCAGCGACAGCUCGAGAUCACUGGGAAGAACACAACAGAUGAGGAGCUGGAGGAAAUGCUAGAGAGUGGAAACCCAUCCAUUUUCACCUCUGGGAUCAUGGAUUCACAGAUCUCCAAGCAGGCACUGAGUGAGAUUGAGGGGCGGCACAAAGACAUUGUGCGGCUCGAGAGCAGCAUCAAGGAGCUGCAUGACAUGUUUGUGGACAUUGCCAUGCUAGUGGAAAACCAGGGCGAGAUUGUAGAUAACAUAGAGCUGAACAUGAUGCACACAGUAGACCAUAUAGAGAAAGCGCGCGAGGAAACCAAAAAGGCCCUGAAAUACAAGAACCAGGCGCGCAAGAAGAAGAUCAUGAUCAUGGUUUGUUGUAUCAUCCUUGCCAUCAUUCUGGCAUCCACCAUUGGAGGCAUCUUUGCUUGAGCGUCCGCUCUCUGCCCCCUACCUGCCACAGGUGAGCCCUAGCGCCAUUGUGAAGCAAGACUAUCUCCCUGCCUGUGCUAGGAAUAUGCUUUGGUCAGUGCUUACAUUGUUACACAUCCUUUGUUGUGGCUAUGCCCCCACUUUGGGUGGGGUUGGAGUGGUUUUUAAUCUGCAGUUUCUAGCUUCUUCAAGAGUGCUGUCUCUGUACUCAGCAAUGGUUAGGCAUCAUCUGGAGUACAGUAGUGGGUGCAGUUCUGGGCUCUGCAUUUUUAACAAAGACACGGAAAAGUUAGAGAGGGUCCAGAGUUGGGUAACAAAGAUGAUAAAGGGUUUGGAAAGCAAGUAAUAUGAGAAGAGGCUGACACAACGAGGAAUGUUCAGCUUGCAGAAAAGGGUUUAAGAGGAGACAUGAAAGCAGCCUUCAAGUACUUGAAGGGCUGCCAUAGAGAGAGAGCGCACCUUUUUUCUCUUGCUGCUGAGAGAAGGAUGAGGGCCAAUGACUUAAAGUUGCAGCAAAAUAGGUUUAGAUUGGCUAUCUGGAAAAAACUUCUUCACUGUUAGAACAGUGAAGCAGUGCAAUAGACUGCCUAGGGAAAUUGUGGACUAGUCUCCAUUGCUGGAAGUGUUCAAGAAGAGGCUGGAAAGCCACUGGCUGGGGAUGAUCUAAACCAGGGGUUGGUGACCCCCAGCACAUGUGCUAGAGCAUGGCACAUGAGGUCAUUUUGCUUGGCACACCUGCAGCCAGCCACUAAGCCCAGCCAGCUACCCUGCCAGCCCCAGUACCCACUCCCACUGCACUGAGCCAGGCUGCUGCCGUCAGGUAGCAUACACCUCUGCCAUGGUCCUUGUCCCCAUCAUAAUCCAGGGGGUUCCAGUGGGGUCUGGGCUGCAUGUGUGGCAGCCUGAACAAGGAAGGGACCACCUCAUCCCCCCCCUCCCAUGCCCUGUACCCCAGCUCCUUUCCCACUAUGCCCCUCGCAGUGUGUAAGCAGUCACUGCCAGCAACAAGCAGGGCUAGGGCUCCAGAUCCCAGUGCAGCUGCUUGUAGGCUUACAGCUACCUACUGCAAGCAGCCCAGGCUCUGUGGUGGGUAGCAGGGGCCUCCCCAGAUCCUGAGUUGCUUGUAACUACAAGGCCAGUUCAUUGCUGGCAGCAGCUGCAUGCAUACCUCAGGUGGAAAAAGGGAAGGGGCUGUGCUGCCACAAGGAUCAGGCCCCUUAUGACUCUCGCCAUCCACCCUGGCAUGCCAACACAAGUCAAGAUUGAGGUGUUUUUAAUGCUCUGACCCAAAGACGUUGCCGACUCCUGCUGCAGGCAUAGCUGUGCCUAUGUUCUACUAUGGAUAUUUCCCAAGCUUCUGGGCUGUUGGUUGCCCCCACACUUUCUUUCUACUAUGUGUUAUACAUUUUUAAGCCUCCCUCAGAGACACUGGGUGGUGGCUACAGCCAAGACUAGAGACCUUAACUAAGGUGUUCUAAUGUUCCUUCCGGGACCAAACCCAGUUUCCUGGCUAGAUGGUCUUGCCCCUCCACUCAGGGUCAGAUCAGUCACCAUAUUUGAGGUCAGGAAGGAAGAUUUACCCCAUGGUCAGAUUGGUAUAGACUAGGGAGGGGGAGGCUGACUGCCUCUGUAGCAGGGAGGGCAUGGCCUCUACCCAGGAUCUUGAGAGUGUAUAUUGACAAUUUUUCAUAGAAGCAGGAUGUUGGCUGCUACAGUUCUGCUGCUUUACAUGUGGCAGAUGAGGGUGUUAGGUCUACAUUCUGUCAGGGCUGACAAUACUCUUAUGUCAAGUUUAGGUUAUGGAUGCAUGGGAUGGUUUGGAUAGGGAUGAUCCCGCCUCAGACAGAGGGUUGAAUUAGAUGAUCUCUGGAGGUCCCUUCCAACCCCACUUCUCUAUGGUUUUAUGAUCCAAUGUCAGGAGUAGUUCUGAAAUGCCACAACUGAUCAGGAGCUGCUGUGGGAUGCUGAGCUAGAUCACGCAGCAGGGGUGGGAGCCAUACCAUGAAGGGAAUGGACAGGAGAUGCAUUGUAGGAACAGCUCUGCUCACCCCAUGGAGUGUUAAGGGGGACAGUGACAUCGAGAAUGAAGGACAAUAGCUUAGUGACAAUGCAAGGGACAGCCUGAUGUGUAGGACUUCAGGAACCCAUGACUUCAUCUGUUUUCCUUUCUCCUUUUGGUGUCUUUUGCUUUUUCUGAUUUCUUCCAGAUGGACUUGCAGCUGGCCUUUCACCAUUCUUCCAUUCUCCCUCCCCUGAAGUUACCACACCAGCACUCUUCUGGAUUUCCUACCAGCUCCUCCACCUCUUAUCUGUGGAGAAGCUAUGGCCACAAUCUCUAGCCCUUGCCUGCCAAAUAUUCCCUUUUCAGAGCAUCUCUUGCUAGACUGCCAGAGGUGGAUGGAGGCAUAACAAAACGCAGCAGAGGAAUUUCAUUUGAAGGCAUGCGUAUACUCAAAGAAUCUUGCCUAGCACGGUAUCUCAUAGCCUGUACCAUUAUCUACAAAGCUCAGGAAAAAUGUUGUUCUUUUUGGUGUCCAUGACAGUAGGGGCAAAAUGUUGUGUAUUGUAGUUGUGCCAGCCUCUCAAAUGUAUGAUAUAACCAUGGCACAAUGCACUGAACUUAUAGAUCACUCCCUAAUGAACUACAUUCUCUCUCUCUCUCUCUCUCUCUCAAGAUCUUUGUUUUUGCAGUUUUAGUUCCUUCCCAAUCUGUUCAUGUUAGCGGUGGUAGAAAUGUUUGCUUAGCUUUAACUUCUAAUGCUUGGAGCACACCACAUCCCCUCUCUACCAUGCAGCUAUGAUCCUGUAGGCUCAAAAAGAGGCCAAUUCUCCUGUUAACUGGGAAGAAGUGUUUGGCAGACCUGCCAGGCCCAGAAAAUUAAUCUUAUAAAACUAGAGCAUAUCAACCUCAAGCCUAUUUAUGCUUCUCUUCUCAUCUGCAGCAAGGAAUAAACAAUCUGAAAGUCCA